This is a messenger RNA of Larimichthys crocea (large yellow croaker), 664 nucleotides long. RefSeq names its product small integral membrane protein 20 (gene smim20). The record is from RefSeq and is a predicted model, not a curated record. Gene Ontology annotation, biological process: mitochondrial respiratory chain complex IV assembly. Bases 84 to 293 code for a protein of 69 amino acids. The transcript is spliced from 3 exons. NCBI's taxonomy places the organism in Eukaryota, Metazoa, Chordata, Actinopteri, Sciaenidae. Gene Ontology annotation, cellular component: mitochondrial inner membrane.
GUGACCUUUAAACCGGACACACUCGAUGUAAACACAGCGUACGUUUGGAGGUGAGAGUGUGACUUCGGCUGCCGACGUUAAAAAUGUCUAAAAACACAAGAAUAGCGUUGAUCUUCGGAGGUUUUGUGACCGUGGUGGCCGCUGCGUUUUACCCGAUAUUCUUCUACCCGCUCACGCACAAAAACGAGUACAGAGAAAUCCAAAAGGUGAACCGGACGGGAAUCAACCAGGCAGAUAUUCAGCCUGUGGGUGUGAAGAUAUGGUCAGAUCCCUUCAAGCCUGCAGGAAAAUGAUGAUUUCCAGACACUGAUGCUGACGAAGACUUCGAACAGAGAGAGAAAACGACUUUUGGACGAGUGCUUGGUGUGUGAAUGCGUUCGUGAGUGUGUGUUUUAUUUUCUUUUUGGUUGUCAAAUGAUGUAUAAAUAAAGUUUAAAGCUCUUAUGACUAACACACGAUUCUUUAAAAUGAUUGCUAGUUCUCUUACGUCCACAAGGGGGCGCUCCCUGCCUGUGUGUUGACACAAAAGGCACUGGACUGGUGUGUGAUGUUUUGUUUGUGCAUCUUAGAAUAUUUUGGAAAAACGUUUGUAUUUCCAAAAAAGCCUCGCUCUGGUAUGCGGCCUGUAGGAAAUUAUAAUAAAAUACAGUGGUUUGUUUACCCA